Messenger RNA from Rotaria sp. Silwood1, 891 nucleotides. The record is from the annotation of a GenBank genome assembly. Lineage: Eukaryota; Metazoa; Rotifera; Eurotatoria; Philodinida; Philodinidae.
AUGACUGGUACCGAUACCGGUCUGAAAAAGUCAGACCGGACCGGACCGAUCGGUCUACCUGUAGGUGUACUUGGACAUGAUAAAAUAGGAGGUCGUAAUUGGAAAAUUGAUGAUGCACCUUUUUAUAAAGGUAUCAGUGGAAUAAUAACAACUUCAAUUGUUUCUGGUUUUGCUUUUCAAGAUACCGAAGCCGUUGGUAUGGCAGCAGGUGAAAGUGUUAAUCCUCGUCGUAAUGUUCCACGUGUAAUGAAUGGAACUAUUUGGCGUAUUGUUUUAUUUUUUGUUGGAUCAAUCAUAAUAAUGAGUCUUGUUAUUCCAUAUAAUGAUCCUAGUUUAGCUCAUGAUGAUGAUGUUAAAAAUGUUGCUAUAUCACCAUUUACACUUAUUUUUGUUAAAUCUGAUCUUAAACCAACUGUACAUAUAAUGAAUGCAGUCAUAUUAACAACAAUAUUAUCAGCUGGAAAUUCAGGUCUUUAUGUGUGUACACGUGUUUUAUAUGCAUUAGCUAAUGAAGGACAAACUCCAAAAAAAUUUGCUUAUUUAACUCGAACUGGUAUUCCAAUAUGGUGUCUUGUAUUUACAACAUUUGUAUCAACAAUAUUAUUUGGUUUAUCAUUCGUUGGUAAUAAAAUCAUAUAUCAAUGGUUAGUUAAUGUAACAUGUGUAAUGGGUUUUAUAGCUUGGUUUGGUUAUUCAUUAAAUGAUCUUGUUUAUAAGGCAUUGUUUUUUCCAGUUGGACCAAUAUUAGCAGCAUUAUUAAUAUGUAUAUCUGUUUUAGGACAAAGUUAUUCAGCAUUUAAAACACAUCCAUUUAAUUUUAGUAAUUUCUUAUCAGCUUAUAUAACAAUACCUGUUUUUUUUAAUUAUGUUUUUUGUUUACAAAUUUGUUAA